AUGACAGGCGGUGUGGCGGAAGUGACCACUGGCAUUCUCCUGGUGGCCGGUUCCAGCGUCACUGCGGGUACAGAGACCGGCGGCCUUCAUACCACCUUUCGGAGGUCCUCUAGUAUCUGCUGCAGGAACAGCUCGUGCGUGUUUAACACGGCUUCUUGUGCGGAGAUCUCUUCCUGCAGGCACUCCAACUUCGCUGGGUCCACGGUAAAGGGAGAUUUUUCUGUCAUGCUGGGGACUGGCAGGCUGGAAACAGAAUCUGCAUCGACGAAUGGUCUACAGCUUGUGAAAGAGGCUCUGCUUGAACAUGAUGAAAAUUUUGCUGUUCGUCCAGCAGUACCACUAUCUGAAGAUAUUAUGUUGAACAAGGGUUUGGUUGGCUCCAGUGGAUAUCAAUGGAAGCAACAAAGAAGGUUUGCUCUCUCUACUCUGAGAAACUUUGGACUGGGGAAGAGAAGUCUUGAGUCACAGAUCCAAGUGGAGUGUAGGUUCCUAAAUGACAUCAUAGACAAGAGUCAAGGCCAGCCAUUUGAACCUGUUUCCGUUGUUAACAAUGCUGUUGCCAACAUUAUCAGUUUUGUGGUGUUUGGUGACCAGUUUGACUACAGCGACAGCUACUUCCAAACACUGCUGAAAAUAAUCAAUGAAGCAGUUUAUUUGGAGGGAAACAUUUGGGCUCAGUUGUACAACAUGUUCCCAUGGCUGAUGCGCAGAUUACCUGGUCCACACAAAAAAAUAUUUUCCCUCUGGGCAAUUGUAAUCGACUUUGAAAAACUAAAAAUUAAGGAGCACAAGGAGGACUGGGACCCUUCAACUCCGAGAGACUACAUUGACAGCUUCCUUUCUGAGAUGGAAAAGAGGAAAGAUGAUGCUGAAGCAGGUUUCAAUGAAGACAACUUGUGUUUUUGCACUCUGGACCUGUUUUUAGCUGGGACUGAAACAACAUCAGCUACCCUGAACUGGGCUUUACUGUAUAUGAUUAAAUACCCAGAAAUACAAGAGAAGGUACAAGCGGAAAUAGACAAAGUACUUGGACCCUCUCAUCCAGCCACCAUGGCAGACAGAGCCAAUAUGCCCUACACCGACGCUGUUAUUCAUGAAAUACAGAGGAUGGGCAACAUUAUACCACUGAAUGUGCCACGUAUGGCUGUAAAGGACACUACAAUUGGAGGAUACACAAUUCCAAAGGGUACUAUGGUGAUGGGAACUUUACAGUCUGUUUUAUUUGAUGAGUCUGAGUGGGAGGCUCCUUUCACAUUUAAUCCUGGCCAUUUCCUGGAUGAGGAGGGCAAGUUCAAAAGAAGAGAUGCCUUCUUGCCUUUCUCAGCUGGAAGCAGGAUGUGUCUUGGGGAGCCACUGGCGCGAAUGGAGUUGUUUCUGUUCUUCACCUCCCUUCUCCAGCAGUUCACAUUCUCUCCACCCCCAGGUGUGGAGCCCACCCUGGAAUUCGAAAAGGGUGUCAUUCUUCGCCCGAAGCCAUACAAGUUAUGUGCUGUACCCCGCUGAGCACAGUAAUGUAACGUAUAACUUCUGGAAGUUUUGAAUUGGAAGUCAGCACAUGUUCAGCUUUGAACUGCAAAAAUAAACCUAUUUUUAGAAAGUGUCUACAGAAAAAAAAAAUCAAUAUUCUUUGGAAAUGCUUACGUUUUAGAUGUAAGCUACAACAUUACAUAUAUAUAAAUCAGUAAUAGUGAAAACACUAAUUUUUGGAAUGUUCUCUGGACUACAGCUACUUUUACUGUAGUUUAUUGAGCUAUAUUUAUUUUACAUUUGGGAACACCCGUUCCUUACACAACAAGGUUAACACAUUCCAUAAACUCACCCUGUAAGGUGGGUUCCCAGUGUGAGGGGAUCAAGUGAAAUUAUUAUUUAUUUUUUUUAAAAAAAAAAUCACAUCCUGGAUGAA
This is a messenger RNA of Scleropages formosus (Asian bonytongue), 1903 nucleotides long. Its product is annotated as cytochrome P450 2J2-like. The transcript has 9 exons. NCBI's taxonomy places the organism in Eukaryota, Metazoa, Chordata, Actinopteri, Osteoglossiformes, Osteoglossidae. The coding region runs from base 1 to 1503 and encodes 500 amino acids. Gene Ontology annotation, cellular component: intracellular membrane-bounded organelle; cytoplasm. Gene Ontology annotation, molecular function: iron ion binding; oxidoreductase activity, acting on paired donors, with incorporation or reduction of molecular oxygen, reduced flavin or flavoprotein as one donor, and incorporation of one atom of oxygen; heme binding. The record is from RefSeq and is a predicted model, not a curated record. Gene Ontology annotation, biological process: xenobiotic metabolic process.